CGAUCGGUGUCUCUGAACUGAUGCAAAUAAACCAACACAAGGAGAAGAUAAUCCUCGUCACUGUAGUGUGUACUUCCGGUUGAGCCUCGUCCCUUGCUGCGGGUGUACACACAGCUUGAAAACAUGGGAAAUUUAUUUGGUAGAAGGCAUCAGAAAAAGCCGGAUUUGCGAGUGACACAACAAGAUAAAGCUAUUCUACAACUCAAACAACAGCGAGAUAAAUUGAAACAAUAUCAAAAGAAGAUUGGGGUUCAACUGGAAAAGGACAGGCAAGUUGCAGUGAACCUCCUGAGAGAAGGAAAGAAAGAUAAGGCAAAACUUAUGCUUCGAAAGAAGAAGUUUCAGGAGUCUUUGCUUGCUAAAACUUACGGGCAGAUUGACAAUCUGGAGCAGCUUGUUCAUGAUCUGGAGUUUGCUCAGAUCGAACAAGAGGUGGUGAAGGGUCUAGAGGUGGGCAACAGUGCAUUGAAGAAACUGCAUGAAAUUCUUUCUUUGGAAGAUGUUGAGAGGAUUAUGGAUGAGGCAAGGGAGGGAAUAGAAGUUCAGCAAGAGAUUGAUGCACUCUUGGCAGGCGGUCUUUCUCAAGAUGAAGAAGAUGAUGUUGCAGCAGAGCUUGAAGAAAUUCUUGCACAGAGUGACACUACAAAAGAUCUCAAACUGCCAGAUGUUCCAACCAAUGAUCUGGAAGAAGUUAGAAAGACAGAAAAGAAGAGAGGAACAGAAACACAGAAAGUGGCUGUAGCAGAGUCCUGACACACUUGAAGUCUUCUAAUGUCAGCCCUUAAUGUUCUCGUGAAACUGCUUUUGUGAUAACUAAACAAUUGUUUAAUAUGUAAGUGUUACCUGAUGCCCAUCAGUUUUGCUAUUAUGAAGCAUGAUGAUUUGUAUUUGUUAUAGAUCUUGUCUAUGAUAUUUUGAUAAUUUAUUCAUUUUACUUUCCUAUUGAAAUGCUACAUUUUGCCAUUAGUUUAUGAGUGAAAAGUGACCUUUGACGAAAGUCUUUCCUUUUCAAGGAAACUAUUUAAUAGUGGUUUAGCUUAAUGAAACCACCAAACAUCAUUUAAGUUACUGAUUUGCUUUUCAUGAAUACUAGUAAGAUCUUGCAUAUAAAGCUAUCCAUUUAUUAUAUUAAUUGUAAAAUCUCUGUAGGUAGACAUGAGUGUAUAUUUACUAAAAAAUAUUUCAAAUUCCCUGUGAAUUUACAAAUAAUACUUUAAAUAUACAUUUACAAAAACAUAAAAUAAAAUUUUGCUAUUAACCCAAAAUUACAAUCAGUUUGGGCUGUGUGAAGCUCCUAUCUUUAGGAAUAUUGUGCACAAUGAAGAAGAUUGUAGUUAAUAAUAAAUUGUUUGUGUGGUACUCAUUAAAAGCUUAGUUAGGUCGUCAAAAAUGAUAUAUGAAUGGUGAUGUGUAGAAGCAAAGAAUGUAUUUUAAGAGUGUUUUUCUUCUCUUACGGGAAGAUUAAAUAGUUCUCUCACAGUCAUCAGUGGUUUAUAAAGAUAAAAACUAUUUUGGCAAUUCUUGGGAAACUUGUUUCUUUUAUAACCCAUAACUUUAUUGUCAAAAUUGGUUUUGUUUAUUAUGUGUGUGUAAUUUGUCUGUGCUGAAGUAACUCAAAUAAUUGAUGCAAUGUAAUGAGAAGGUAAGAUUUCGGAACAACGCUUUGGUGAUAGCCAUCAAAUUGUUUCAAGAGGUUGCUUUUCAUUUCAUCACUUACAUGUGUGUAUGAGACAAGAAGAGGGGGUGUCUGUGUGGAGGUGUGUAUGUGCACAUUUAUGUAAUGGCUAAUGAAGGAAUAAACUGCAUUGAGAGAGAA
Pomacea canaliculata is the source of this 1816-nucleotide messenger RNA. RefSeq names its product charged multivesicular body protein 6-A-like. Gene Ontology annotation, cellular component: ESCRT III complex; multivesicular body. The transcript is spliced from 2 exons. The record is from RefSeq and is a predicted model, not a curated record. Lineage: Eukaryota; Metazoa; Mollusca; Gastropoda; Architaenioglossa; Ampullariidae. Gene Ontology annotation, biological process: vesicle budding from membrane; late endosome to vacuole transport via multivesicular body sorting pathway. Bases 124 to 753 code for a protein of 209 amino acids.